This is a messenger RNA of Rasamsonia emersonii CBS 393.64, 582 nucleotides long. RefSeq lists its product as uncharacterized. The transcript has 6 exons. The record is from RefSeq and is a predicted model, not a curated record. Lineage: Eukaryota; Fungi; Ascomycota; Eurotiomycetes; Eurotiales; Trichocomaceae. Bases 1 to 582 code for a protein of 193 amino acids.
AUGGCUGGAAGUUGCUACAGACCGUACAUACAACCUUCAGAGCCGAUCCUGGCUCACAUAUCGUCCAGUGAAAGCAAGAAAUUCCCACUCAGGCGGCAGAGACUCAUAGAAGCUAUCUACAAUAACAUCAUGCAGGGAAGGAUUGAGAGGCUACGGAAUCUAAGCGCGACUACAUUCAAGGCGACCGCCACAGCUCUACCGGGACCGAUAAAUCACAUAACUUUAGGCAGCAAGCACCUUCCUUCAUAUUUGACCACCUACAAGCAUAGACAAACUUCAAGAUCCGUAUGGAGGAUGAUUCAGAAGACCAUGUUAGGUGAUGGACAGGUAUUCUUCAAUCAUUUCAUCAGGGCUACAGAGGAGAUUACUCUAGAGACUACUCUGGCCUUGGCGUGGCGUCGUGUUGCGGGCAUCAUAGCCUGGGCUUUGACACUCACAGGAUGCGCAGAAACCAUGGCUAUAGGUGGAAGGAUGGAGGAUGGACGCAGAGGCUGUGCUGCUUUGGGGUCCUUCCCAGGAAAAGCUCCCGAUGGUUGGAAGUCAGCUUUCUUGUCUCGUGACGAAUGCACUCCUAGCUCGUAA